ACUGUAUUUUUAAUUGAAAUUUUGCACUAAAAGAAUGAUUUUAGUUAUCAAGGCCAAACUUUUAACUUGGGAUUUAAUAUGAAACCCUACACUCGUAAGCUCCCUUUCCAUUGAUCUAUCUGCGCGUUUGGGUUUCUCUCUAUCUUUUUUCUAGCACUUAGUCUGAUUUUUUGGUCGAAAAUUGCUCAAUUUCGAUACGAUUUCAUCGAAUCUGGAGAAAAUUUGAGGGUGCGAAAUUUGCGCUGAGUUCUUUGAGGCGGACGGUGAAGAGGAAUUUCACCAAAGAAGUGGAGUUUUUUUGGACGGGACAACGGGGUCGCUGAGUGGGACGAGAAGUUCCAAAGUCUGUGUACUCUAUCGCCUCCAGAAGGAGAAUUUCACAGUCAUCAACGUUGUUGUUUUGGGUUGCCUGCUAUUAAGGUGUAAGAGGGUUGUGAUUGAAGAAUAUAGAAAAGCAUAACUGAGAGGAAAAGAGGGAAAACCACUUGAAGUGGUCCCCAUUCACCAGACGUGCAUGUCCAAAUCAACAAAACAUGAGGCUUGCAACUGGCUCCAGCACUUCACUGUAAUGUGAGCCAUUUGCUUGUUUUGUAAAUUGAAAUAGUUUUUUCAUAGUAUUUCACAAAGAAAUGGAUGGAAAAGGCAUGGUUUCUUUGAAAGACAUAGUGCCUUCUGCUCAAACCAAUAUAAAAACACAAUUCAUACUUUUGGACAAAGGCAGGACAGCAAUGGAAGGGCAGAAUAAGACAUGCUUGGCCUUGGUGGCUGAUGAGACAGCUGCUGUGCAUUUCCAGUUUUGGGGAGAUGAGUGUGAUGCUUUUGAGCCUGGUGACAUUAUCCAUUUAAUCAAUGGCAUUUUCUCCUAUAACAGGAACAAUCUUGUUUUGAGGGCAGGGAAGAGGGGGACCAUAGAGAAAGUGGGAGAAUUUACUAUGGCGUUUGUGGAGACACCUAACAUGAGUGAGAUUCGUUGGGCACCAGACCCUAGUAAUUCAAAGAAAUACGUGCAGGAGGCUGUUAUUUCUACCCAUUCUCGUAUUUUUCCUCCAUUGGCGUAAAAGCAAUAUGGUUUUUGGUUUUGGAUGUCAAUAUCCGAAGCCACCACCAUCUUCUCCUACCCCCAAACAUUUCCCUGCUCGUCUACCCCUCUACCAUUCUCCAUUUGAUCUUCCCAGCGGCAAUCAUCCCACUGCUGGCCUCUCUUAUCUCUUGUCACAUUCUCUGCCAUUACCACCAUUGCCCUAAACAUUCCUUCUCCACCUUUCUUCUCACCCAUCAUUUCCAUGUUCUUCUACCCCUCUACAGAAAAGGAUUAACAGAGUAAAAGAGGGAAAACUACUUGAAGCUUCAGUUACCAAAUCCACUCUUCUGACAUAUGUCCAAAUUGAGUGUGUUUUUCUAAUUUCUUCUCUUUCCAUACUUGAUUUGGUAAUUUUUCUACUCUAUCCACUCUUUCCUCUUUAUAUUUCCAACCCUCUGUUUUUUUAAGUACUGCUGAAAGCAAAACAUGAGACUCACAACUGGCUCCACCGCAUUGCAGAGAUGUGAUAUGCCAAGUCAAUUCUCCCUCUCUCUCUCUCACUCUCUCUUUCUUUCAUUGUUUAUAGAAUGUAAAGAUAUAGUAUUAUUUCAGUCUUUUUUUUUUCCACAAUGUUUUUCAUUGUGAAAUUUUUUAUUUAAUCAUACAAAUUUGUUGAUCACAUAAGUGGCUUUUGAUUCUUUGGUACUUAAUCCUCAACCUUGAUUGUUUGGCUUUGAACUUGUACUUAAUAUUGAUGGUUUAUGAUAA
This is a messenger RNA of Hevea brasiliensis (rubber tree), 1789 nucleotides long. RefSeq lists its product as uncharacterized. The record is from RefSeq and is a predicted model, not a curated record. Gene Ontology annotation, biological process: response to ionizing radiation; mitotic cell cycle checkpoint signaling; double-strand break repair via homologous recombination. The transcript has 5 exons. Gene Ontology annotation, molecular function: DNA binding. Gene Ontology annotation, cellular component: SOSS complex. NCBI's taxonomy places the organism in Eukaryota, Viridiplantae, Streptophyta, Magnoliopsida, Malpighiales, Euphorbiaceae. Bases 630 to 1058 code for a protein of 142 amino acids.